This is a messenger RNA of Heterobilharzia americana, 588 nucleotides long. The record is from the annotation of a GenBank genome assembly. NCBI's taxonomy places the organism in Eukaryota, Metazoa, Platyhelminthes, Trematoda, Strigeidida, Schistosomatidae.
GCCUUCAGCUUAGCGAGUCCAGUUUAACUAUCAAUGUUGAGUGUCGUCGAACCCCAGGCUAUUGAUUUUGUGGAAGUGUGUGACGCUACAAAUGUAUGUGAUCUUGGCCUAAAAUAGUGAAGUGAUCCCACAUUUUCUGAACAGGUCGCAUCACAGAUCCUCAGAUCUAGGGUCAUGAAGGUUUAUGUAACCCUCAACUUUCAUCUCAAAGGCGCCAGGUUACUGGUAUUAAUACCAUGCCUACGCCCACUAUUUGAAUAUUGUCCACCUACAUUUAGCGGUGUUCACGGUAAAGAAAGACUAAAAAUAGGGGGUUUCCGAAGGUAUUUUACACCUACGUCUACGACUACUACUGAGACUGUUGCUACGUCUGCGUCUACCACUACUACUGCGAUCACGACUGCGUCUACUAGUACUGCUGCUAGUGCUGCUGCUACUAGUACUUCCACCGUUACUAUGGCCACCACUGCUACUACUGCUACCACUAAUACCACCGCUUCUACUACUAAUAACACUGCUAAUACCGUUACUGCUGCGGCUACAACUUCAACCAACACUAAUGUUACUACUACUACUACAGAUACGACU